AUGGAAAACCUCACCAUCAUUACUGAGUUUCUACUCAUGGGAUUGUCUAGAAACCCCCAGAUCCAGACUGUGCUCUUUGUUCUGUUCCUGCUGAUUUACCUCUUGACACUGAUGGGGAACCUGAUGAUGAUCCUGGUGAUCAGGACUGAUUCUCACCUUAAAACACCCAUGUACUUCUUCCUAGGUCACCUGUCAUUUCUGGAUCUCUGCCUUCCUUCAGUUACCAUGCCCAAGAUGCUACAGAACUUAUUAUCUCAAAGGAAAACGAUCUCUAUGUGGGGCUGCACAGUCCAGAGUUUCUUUCUUAUAUUCUCUGGCAGCACAGAGGCCUGCCUACUCUCUGCCAUGGCCUAUGACCGGUAUGCUGCCAUCUGCCAUCCUCUGCUCUACAGUGUGGUCAUGAGCAGGCCUCUCUGUAUCAGGAUGGUGAUUGCAGCAUGGACAGUGGGGUUCCUAAACUCCUUGCCAAACAAUCUUUUCAUUUACAACUUACAUUUCUGUGGCCCCAAUGUCAUCUUUCACUUCUGCUGUGAGCUACCUUCACUCUUCCCUCUGUCCUGCACUGAUCCAACUGUCAAUGAGGCCCUUCUUGCUGGGUCAUGUGCAUUGCUAGGGUUUGUGACUCUUCCCCUGAUCUUCUUUUCUUACUCUAGAAUCAUCUCUGCCGUGCUAGGCAUCCGUUCUUCUGGGGGUCAAGGUAAAGCCUUCUCUACCUGUUCCUCCCACCUCGCUGUAGUGCUUUUGUACUAUGUAACCGCCUUGUUUAGGUAUGUGACUCCUCUCUCAGGCUCCAUGUUGGAGCAAGUGGUCUCCAUUCAGUACAGUAUGAUCACGUCUUUGCUGAACCCCCUCAUCUACAGCCUCAAGAACCAGGAGGUGAAGGCAGCUCUGCAUAAAAUGUUGAAGCAGUAA
Messenger RNA from Galeopterus variegatus (Sunda flying lemur), 912 nucleotides. Its product is annotated as olfactory receptor 8S1-like. The coding region runs from base 1 to 912 and encodes 303 amino acids. The transcript has a single exon. Gene Ontology annotation, cellular component: membrane. NCBI's taxonomy places the organism in Eukaryota, Metazoa, Chordata, Mammalia, Dermoptera, Cynocephalidae. The record is from RefSeq and is a predicted model, not a curated record. Gene Ontology annotation, molecular function: olfactory receptor activity; G protein-coupled receptor activity. Gene Ontology annotation, biological process: G protein-coupled receptor signaling pathway.